GUUGGCUUUCUUGUGAUAGAAAUACCUUCUAGUCAAGCAUUUUCACCAUGGUGUCUUUGCAGUGUGAGGACAUUGGUUUGGAAACCGUGCAGAGUAAGAUAGACACUCUCAGAAGUUUCGUGACUGCUUGGAUGAAGAUCUGUAAUGCAAAUACUGUUGAUUUAUAUACAAAAGAUAUCUGGAACCAAUUUAUAGCUGUGACUCCCGAAGCUGUGCUUGCUGCUCUUAAAAUCGUGGGCUCUGAGAAUACCUCUGCAAGUGUGGAAGUACCUUAUGUUGUCUGUGACAACUCUAACAGACUGGUUGAUAUAGCAUCGUACAUCAGAGCUACAAAGGCACAUUCCCUACCAUAUAUUGGAGCCUGCACACCUUUGGAACAGCUGCUAGAAGAAAAAAACAGAAAGAGGCAAGAAACAAUAGAUGAAACAGUGAAAAUAAAUGAGUGUAUGAACAGCAAGAAAGCUCAUGAAGUGGAGGUGAUGUCAGAAUUGAUAACUUCUUUGGCAAGACACUGUGGCAUUCAGCAGGUGAUUGACCUGGGCUCAGGAAAGGGCUAUCUGAGCUCCUUUCUAUCCAUGCAGUAUGGCUUGAAGGUGUACGGGAUAGAUUCCUCAAGCAUCAACACCCAGGGUGCUAAUGAACGAAACAGGAAAUUGAAGAAAUACUGGCGGGCUUAUCAAGUGAGGAGGACAAGUGCAGAUGUUAGAGGUCAAAGAUCAGAAGGGUCAGUGAAGGAAAUGCCAGACAGUUUGGAACUAAGAGAGGAUACGAACUGUGAUGCAGUGAGUAAAAAUUCUGCAGACCACCUAGAGGACCAUGUAGCUGUCUCCAGGUCAUCUGAAUUGGACAGUACUGUUGGUUUCAUAGAAUUUGACUCUGCAGAUGUAAGUGGAGCCUCUCCGUGUAUAUCUGCAGACCACAGACUUACAGAAAGUGAAAAUUCUUUGCUGCAAGUCCUAUCUGUCAAUGCUGUGGAGCUUAAUACUGUGUUAGUGCAAAAGAAACAAUUAUCUGAAGAGGAACGAGAACAAAAAAAGAGAUUAAACUUACAGAAAAAGAUGGCCAACAGAUCAGAUGAGACCAGCACGUAUUCACCUUUGACUUCUUAUGUUACAGCGGAGACAGAACUCCAGGAGAUCAUCUCAGACAUGGAGGAUUCCAUCAUGGUAGGAUUGCACACAUGUGGUGACCUUGCUGCAAACACCCUGCGGAUAUUUGUUGCUAAAUCUGAACUCAAGGCAGUCUGUAGUGUGGGAUGCUGCUAUCAUCUGUUGACUGAGGAAUUUGACAAUCAGGAAGGUUGUUCUUUCGGUCCAUGGGGCUUUCCAAUGAGCCAGUAUUUGAAGAAUCAAGCUUGGUGCUUUGGACGAAAUGCCCGAAUGUCCGCAUGCUUGGCAUUAGAAAGAGUAGCGGUCGGCCAAGGGCUGUGUGUAGAAUCCUUAUUCUAUCGGGCAAUCUUACAAAUGAUCAUGGAAAAUGACUUUGGUGUCACAAAGAGUAGCAAACGAGUGGGUAAUGCUUUUGCUAAGUCAUCAUCUUUCGUAGAUUAUAUAAGAAGAGCAUUGAGAAAACUUGAACUGGAUGAUUCAAAGCUUCCAGACAGAAAAAUACAGGAUUAUUAUGAAAAAUACAGACCCCGAUUGAACGAGAUGGAAGCAUUUAAUAUGUUAAAAGUAGCUCUGUCUCCUUGUAUUGAGGGAUUAAUACUUUUGGAUCGUCUGUGUUACCUCAAGGAACAGGAUAAUGUAUCAUGGUCGGGACUCGUGAGGCUAUUUGAUCCAUUGAAGUCGCCAAGAUGCUAUGCCAUUGUUGCUAUGAAAACACAAUAAAGCAUUCAGAAAAUUAAUUUGCUCAUUAUUAUUGUUAUGGUAGAUUGCUUUUAACAUUUUUUGCCAUUAAGGUUUUCAUUUCCAUCAGUUAAAAUGUGUUUUGCAUCUGUAUGCUAGAUAAGUAACUGAUUUUUAAGCAAAAAUAGAUUACUCAUGUAUAAUUAAAAUUGACCCAGUUUAGCCAGUUAUUUUUAAUGGAAUAAUUGUACAUAAUGUAUGAUAAAUCACUGAAAAAGCAUUUUUGUAAAUACACAUUACUUUUGAGAUGAUAUCUGUACAUAGAAAAUAAAAACUGUAUUUGAGAAAUGA
This is a messenger RNA of Protopterus annectens (West African lungfish), 2138 nucleotides long. RefSeq names its product methyltransferase like 25 (gene METTL25). The coding region runs from base 48 to 1829 and encodes 593 amino acids. The transcript is spliced from 12 exons. The record is from RefSeq and is a predicted model, not a curated record. NCBI's taxonomy places the organism in Eukaryota, Metazoa, Chordata, Ceratodontiformes, Protopteridae.